Messenger RNA from Penaeus chinensis, 9951 nucleotides. RefSeq names its product histone deacetylase 11-like (gene HDAC11). Gene Ontology annotation, molecular function: histone deacetylase activity. Bases 53 to 1117 code for a protein of 354 amino acids. The record is from RefSeq and is a predicted model, not a curated record. NCBI's taxonomy places the organism in Eukaryota, Metazoa, Arthropoda, Malacostraca, Decapoda, Penaeidae. The transcript is spliced from 9 exons.
AUUAUACUUACGAGGUGUGGGAGUAUGAAGUGCACGGAAAUUAAGGAUUCAUAUGGCUUUUUUGUGCAGAAUGGCAUCUGUAAGCCCAGAAGACAACACAGACAAUGAUGCAAUGCCUAAAGAAUUGGCUGCUGAAAGCAAGCUGUAUGUGGAUGUUGGUAUGGAAUGCAUACCCAUUGUGUAUCGUGAUGAGUACAACAUACGUUUGCUUGGCAUGGAAAAACUGCACCCAUUUGAUGCUGGAAAAUGGGGGAAUGUUGUAAAAUAUUUGAAGAAGAAGAAAUUGCUGAAAGAUUUAAAAUUAGUGUGCCCAAAUGAAGCCACUGAGACUGACUUACGCUUCGUACAUACAGCAUCAUAUCUUAGAAGUCUGAAGUGGAGUGUGAAUGUUGCAAAAAUUACAGAGGUUGCUCCAGUAGCACUUUUGCCAAAUAUGGUUGUGCAGAAAAAGGUAUUAAAACCAUUCAGAUACCAAACAGGAGGAAGUGUCUUGGCAGGGAAACUAGCAGUGGAGCGAGGAUGGGCAAUAAAUAUUGGGGGUGGUUUUCAUCACUGCAGUGGAAACAAGGGUGGUGGCUUCUGUGCCUAUGCAGAUAUUACACUAACCGUGCACUUUAUUCUCAACCAUUACCCUAACAUUCAGAAGGUUAUGAUCAUUGACCUUGAUGCUCACCAGGGUAAUGGGCAUGAACGUGACUUCAUCGGCAGAAAAGAUGUCUACAUACUCGAUGUCUACAACAAAUACAUAUAUCCAAAGGACACCUAUGCGAAGAGGGCAAUAAGUCGAAGAGUUGAACUGUUUGCAUACACACAGGAUGAUGAAUAUCUUGAGAAGAUCACAACGCAUGUGGAAGGGGCCCUGAAUGAAUUUAAUCCACACGUGGUCAUAUACAAUGCUGGAACAGACAUUAUGGAAGGAGACUGUUUGGGACUGCUGUCAGUGACUAAACAGGGUAUUGUAGACAGGGAUGAGAUAGUUUUCCAGAAGGUGAGAGAGAGGAGUAUUCCCAUCAUCAUGGUUACCAGUGGUGGCUAUCAACGUGUAACAGCAGCUGUAAUUGCUGACUCUAUUGCAAACCUGAACAGAAAGUCACUAAUAGAUAUGAGAGUACAAUAAGUUGACUUUGAGUCUCUUUUAAGACAUAAUUGGCUUUAAAGAUGUGAUCUUUUAAUUUUAGACAGCUUUUGUUUUCAAUUUUUCAUCUCUAUGGUUAACUGAUAAUCAGUUAACUUUGAAUCUUUGUUAAGCCGCAGUUGGCUCUAAAAAUUGCAAGUUUACUUUUAAAAAGUUUUUAUUUUCAACUUCAGUGUGUACAGUCAACUGAUUUUAAGCUUAUUUUGAAUCUCAUUUGAGACUUAAUAGUAAUUUUAAAAAUAUAAUAUUUAAACAGUUUUUGUAUUCAACAUUCAAUCUUUAUAGUUACCUGAUGACAAGCUUACUUUGAAUCUCUUAAGACUUAAUUGGUUUUAAAAGAUGUAAUAUUUUAUCUUUAGACAGCUUUUUCACCUCUAGUCUAUAUGGUUACCUGUUAAUUUUUAAAUUUUAUUUUUGCUUAAUUAAGGAGAAAAUUUUAGUACUAUAUGUAGUUUAGUAUUCUUUUGCAAGUGUCUGUAUGUUUGUGUUUGUAUAUAUAUCCUCUCUCUCUCUUUCUUUCUUUCUUUCUCUUUUUGUGUAGCAUGCAAGGGGUCUGUCCGAAGAUAGCAGGAUACAGACACAGAAAUGGCAGUAUCUCAUUCACACAUUUGCUGCCUAUCAAAAUAUGUAGUUUCAUCCUUUGAAACCAACUAAUAGAACCAUCUUAUAACAUCAGGCAGUAUGAACACAAUGCUCUUGAAAAUAGCAAAAAAAAAAAAAAAGAAAUAGCACUCAAAGUGCUUCACUUUCAAAGUAUCUUGCUUUCAAAAAAAGAAAAAAAAAGAAAAUCAAAUCAAAUGGGCCCAAGGCAAGACUCAACAUAUGAUAACUUUUGCAUCUAAGAAUUAUAUUUGAUUAACUAUGAGAGCUUGCCUGCCUUUCUUUAACCUUGUACCAAUGAGCACUAACACUACCUGGCUGUGAAGUUACUUAUUGAUUGUGUAUAUUGAUGGAUUGAAUCAGGAGCAAAUUUUUGGGAGAAGUCAUGUAAUCUUCAAUUUUUGUUGAAGUAACUUCAAACAGAAAUAUGUGGAUCAUAUUGGUACAUCUACAUUUAAUCACCUGUGAUGACAUAAAAGUCAUUCAUAGUGUUUCUAUCAUUUUACUUUUUCAUCAAAUAAUUACUCCAAUAUACUGUAUCCUUUAUAUACUCUGGAAUCAUCUCUUAUGUCAGACACCUAAUAUGCUCAAAGCCUCUUGACCUGGAUGUGUUCAUGCUUGACAGUCACGCAGUAGAGGGGCCAAUCUUUGGGUUUUCUGAUAUAUAGAUCAUGGUAAUUUUUCUGUCAUGCUCCAACAGUUUAGCGACAGAAGAAAUAAUGAUCAUAACCAUCAAUUUCAUUCUCUUCAUUUGUUCUGGUUCAAGUAUUCUACAGUGUGUGUGUGUGUGUGUGUGUGUGUGUGUGUGUGUGUGUGUGUGUGUGUGUGUGUGUGUGUGUGUGUGUGUAAGAAUUAUUUCUGUUAAAAUAUGCCAAAAAAAAACAACAAAAAAAACAUACAACUCAGACAGGAAGAAAAAGUGGCCCAUUUCAUCAGGUGUUUAUGCAUAAGCAUUGAUAUAACUGUAAUCACAAGUCCAGAAGCAAGUAAACUUUGAGGUCCACAAUUUAAUAACUUAAAAACAUGCAUGUUGUUGAAUGAAUCUUGCUAUUUGCUAGUCUUUAGGAAUAGGAAAUUUAUAGCUGACAUAGUGAUCUGUCAAAAAUGUAGAGUACUCUAUUGGAUGUAUAUUACUUAAACCAGCUAAAUACCUUUCAUGUUUCUCAUUAGUUUAGUUGUUAGAAAUGAUACUAAAAAUGUUCUAUAACGGUAUAGGUAAUAAGAUUUGAUAACAGUUUUAUGACUGUAUUGUACUAGAAGAUAAGGAAGGUUGUCAAAAAAGUAAAGAUAGUCACUGUUUCUAAAACAAAAUAUUGUACUCCAUGAAAAUUUAUCUCAUAGAUAGAGAACAUUAAAAGCUCUUUUUAGGCAUAAGCAUGCUAUGAUAAUACAGUUUUAGAAUUGUAAAAGUAACAGUGAACCUAGAGGUGUAGGGUUGAAGGAAGCUGAGGCAGAAAUUGGUUUAGUGUUCAUUUUGCAAAAUGAAAGGAAGAUGGCAAACAAAACUUCUGCUAGAUCUUAAAAUUUCACUAUAUUAAGAUAAAGCUCAAUAUUUCAGAUAUCUUCAGAAGCCAGAUCUCUCAAGAAAACAGAUUUGCAUAAAUUGAAAGUCAACAAAUAAUUCUUUUGAGAAAAUACAUUCUGGCAUUAUUAAGUUCAUAAUGGAAGGCACGUAAACAAAACCCACAGAUAGUACCAAGAGGUUGUUUUUAAAUCCCAAGACCAUACAUCAAAUAAACUUCAACAUCCAGAAGUGCCUGUCCCAGCUUCAGCCUUUGACUAAAGCUUAUAUCCCUUAAGUAGCUUUAUUUCAAGUUAGAUAAGAAGGAUCUUUGGCUGUGCAUAGGUUAUCAAUUUACAUGUGAACAAGGCUUUUAAUAUGAUCAUUCCUCAGCUUUUUUUUUUUUUUUUUUUUUUAAGAAAUUUAAAUAAUUGCUUAUGGGUGUAGUAUAUUAUCUAAUUCAAGACUUUAGAAUUGUACAGAGGAAUGUGUAUUUGUAUGUGUGCGUGUGCGUGUGUGUGUGUCUGCAUGCUUAUGUGUGUAUAUAUGUACUUAUAUAUUUUUUUAUGUAUGUACAGUAUAUGUGUUUAAAGACAAAACAUUAGACAUAUGCUGUUUUCUGUUGAGAGGUGGUAAUAGCACUCAGAAUAUGCGGGACUGGAACUUUGUUUGGAAGGAAGUCCUCAUCUAUUUCCACAGAUGCCUCAUGAUUUUCAUAUUUUUUCUGCAUCCAUGUAGGUGUUACCCCUUACAUGUUAUCAUUUUUCUGGGGCAUUUAAUUUAUCAGCAGCAGUGGUCAUUAAGGUCAUUACACUGUUGAUUGUAGCCAACUCUUCUGUGUCGUAUCUACACACCUGUAAGCACUUAUUUGCCCCCCACCCAUCCCCCACCUUUAGUAGCUAGUGUUUCUGCCAGCCAUGACCAAGUGAUUGAAUAGACCACAAUCACCAUUUGACACUUAUCCUAAAACAUUUACAUUGGGGUUGUUUUAAAGGUGUAAUGUAUUGGUUGUUCAGUCACUUAGUUAUCUCUAGCCAUGUCUCUGGCUACUAGAAUUAAGGUAGAAUUAGUUAUAAUGAAUGUAUGUUUUUACUUAUGUGAUUAAUCUGGUGUUUGAAUGCAGUCCUGUCCAGUGACUGUAGAGUCUCAAAAAGGCCUUAUAAUUUUGCUUUAGUCCAAUUUUAUAUGUAAUAUUAUAAUUAUUGUUAUAAUAUUACACAGUUGUGUUUGUUAUGAGAGAAACUAUAUUUAGAUUAUCAUAUGACUUCCUAAAUUAAUUUAUAUUAUUGGCACACAUUUUUUUCCAGAUAGUUAUAUCUAUAAUACUAAAUAUCUUUGAAUAUCAUUAUCACCUUCUAUUGUAGAGCAUAAUCUUGUCAUUCCAUUUUUCAUUUCUCUCUUUCCCUUAGUAUUAUAAGCUUUAUGUUGUUCAGUCCUUCUUCAGAACUCAUGUUCCUUAGAACUGGUCCCAUCUUAAGGCUGUUCUUUAGAAUUCAUCUAUAUCUUUCGGUAAGAGUGGAUUCUAUGUUAGGGCAGCAGACUUUAUAGUACAUUCUGAUAAUCACGUGAUAAAAGGUCAUGUACAGUGCAUGCCUUGUCUGCACCUUUAAGAGCAUAGUCAAAGCUACAAAGAGCCCUAACAAUUUGUUGACACCCAGGCUUAGGCCAAUAGCUUGACCAUCAACUAUGUCUUGACACCAGUCACCAGCAGAUUAACAGCUAAUUUUUUUUGCUUUCUUUCUUUCUUUUCUUUUCUCUUAAUUUCUUGUCUUUCUAUUCCAAAAAGAACCUGACAAUAUCUUUUCAGCAUGUAUAGCAUGAAUCCUUCUUUAUUUAUUGUCCAGCUUUGUAUUAUUGCACCUUUCAAGAUUUUUUUUUAUUUUUAUUUAUUAUAUGUCCAUAAAAUAGACAUUUUCAAAUACUAUAGUAUUUGUGAAAAGGAAGAUUUCCCAAGAAAUUUCAUUUUUAUAUCACUAAUGGCAAAAUCUACAACAUAUACACCUGCUAUUGUAUAAAAUUUUUAUCACCAGUCUACAGUAUAUAUAUUUAUAAUGACAAGCAUUGUUAGAUGGAAACACAACAAAUUUCUUCAUAAUAAGACUAUAUUAAUAAAGUGCUUGACAGCUACUCCCACCUCUCCUAAACAGCAUAUGAAAUAAGCUGAUUAUCACAAAAGCUCUUAGAUGCUGCUCAAGCAAUUGGGAUACUUCUAUAACCAUUUUGGUUCACAUGAGGUUCUUUACAAGAUCAUAUAUGUGGAAGUACUUUUUUUUGUGUGUGUGUGAAUGCAAAACAUUCUGAUUGCUUGUGCUCAUUUGCUUUUGCAUUUUGCAAAUUGCAGUUAUAACUUGGGUAGAUGUGUACAUAAAACAUCUGUAAUUGUCAUUUUACUUAGUAUUUGGUAGGUGUGUUAUACAGAAAACUAAGUACUCGUACGUAUGUCAGCAAAUUUAUUAUACUUUAGUUUUAAAAGUUAGAUAACAAGCACCAUCACUCAUACUGUAUGUGUUUUCAUUGUCAAUAUAGGAGCACUUUGGUAUAAAAAAUACAUAAUAUGAUCCAAAUUAUAAUAAUAUUUGAGAUGGUAAUGAUAUAAUUUCUAGAAUAACUGCCCACUUUGAGACACCCCUCCCACAUAAAUAGCACCUUAACAAAGACUUAUGCAAGUAGAUUUUUUUGAGACAAGCAACAGUAGAGAACUACAGAACUACCAUUUUGCUUUUUGCUUGCCUGCUCCUGCCCUCCCCUACCCUUCUCUCUAUAUCUUUCAGUCUUUCUCUCAUACAUUUUUUUUUUUUUUUUUUUUUUUUUUUUUUUUUAAUCUCUCACAUUUGUGUACUGAUUUAAUUAUAUAUUUGUCCAUUUAUAGGAACCAGGAGUAAGACAUUAUUUCAUUACAUUAGUAUAGUGUCUUGCAAUUUGGCAGAGGCCAAAAGCCAAACUGCAGUCUUCCUUGAUUGAAUUUCAGUUGUGCAAUGCAUUUGAAGUAUUGAGUUGUAGAUUUUAUGAUUUUAACUAAACAAAUGCUCAAGUGCCUCAAAGAAGCCUUUUUAUUUGAUCUAGCUCAUAGUAGGUCACUAGGAUUUAUAUGUGAUAAAAGUAUUUUACCUUACCAUCUGACAUGGAAGGUAAGAUGGAAUUGUACAUAUUCUUGUUUUGAAGGGAAUAUAUAUUCUAAAGUCUGUAGAAUAGCAAUUACAUAUUAGAUUAAUAGAAGCUGUUCAGCAGUAACUGUAAUUUACAAUUUUAAAUUAAUAUUCAUCAAAGAAUCUCUUAUAGUUGUAGCAUUAAGGCAAUGAUAAGGGUAUUGCAUUACAGAAAAUAUAUCAUUUUUAGAUAUUUUACCAUAUUGCCUCAGCUUUUAUAAUCAACAUUGUAAUCAUAUGUGUGUAUUUUUGUGUGAUAUUUUGAGCGAGUAUGUGUGUGUGUUUGUGUGCUGCUCUCAUCAGUGUUAUAACGUGUGUGUGCGUGUCUGUGUGAAGGAGAGAAUGUGCUUACAAAUAUGCACAUAUGUUUUUUUUUUCUUCUUCUUCUUUUCAUGAAUUGAUAUUUUUAGGCUCAUAGCCAAUGUUCUUAUAUUGCUCUAAAGAUUUUAUCUGGAAAUUAUAUUAGAUCUAGAAAUUAGGUAGAAUUAGAGGACCUCUUUAUUUUUUAUGUACUUUAAAUUAGUAUUCCAGUAUUAUUAAUAAUAUCCUUGUAGUAUAAUUUUGGUUGUGAAUUGAGCAUAAAAAACCUUUAUUGGAGAAAGGGAGACCAUGAAAAUAUGUUAAACAAACUGUCUGGAUUUGCUUUUCAGCAUUAUUGUGCCAUUCAUUCUGAAAUGCAUUUUAUCAUUUUGUUUCAACAAAUUUAAAAACAAAGUAAAAGAAAAAUACCAUUCAAGAGAAAUCUUUAGGCAUAUGUGCUGAGUAAAGUUUUGACAUAUUUAGCUGCCUUGUGUGGAAUGUAUAUGUUUUCCUUUACAUCCAGAGAAACUUCUUUUAGACUAGUAGACCCAGAGCCGAAUUUAGAAAUGGGCAAGUUGGGCAAUUGCCUGGAGGCCUCCGCAUAGUUCAGAAAAAAAAAGUGUCGAAGAUAUAUUUCUAACUGAUAGUUCUUGGAACAAAUGUUUAGCUUAACUCAUUCUAUAUUUUGCAUCUUUAUUAGUUAGUAGGUCAGACAGACCUCCCCACUUACAAGCAACCCAAGGGCCUCAAAAUUUCCAAAUCUUGCACUGAGUAAACCAAGUAAAUAAGUCGGCACUAACAGUAGAUAGUGAAUAAUGCAUAUACAUUACUCUUUAGUUACAUAGUGGAGAGUACAAAUCAGAAGUGAGACUAAAUAAUGUAGUAACUCAGGGUUUAGUCCCUUGUGCUUCAUCAUAUUAUGAAAUUGAUAUAUUGAAGUUUUUGCAUGUGAUCUCUACAUUUUCUAGCAUACUUUGAAUGUAACAGCUGAAAGAAUUCCUAUUUGUACGAAGAAAGUUACCUAUGAGCAUUUCCCUAGUUGUAUUCUUGUUCAUGUUCAGGGUACAUGUUUUUCACCUGAAUCUGUUGCAAAAAUUCAGUUUGCAGUACAACAUUGUGAAGAACAGGAGAAAUUGUAAUUCUUAGGUUUUGUUUCUUAUUCAAAAUAUGUUAUGUAAAUAAUUGUAUCACUUUUGUUAGAUAAGAAAGACAUUGCUUAAUUGCAUCUUAUUUCAGAUAGAGUAACUAAGGACACAAGUCUUUAGAAGCUGUUCAGAAUUAUACAGGAUUUACUAGAGAGCUUUAUGGCCUUGCUAUAUAUGCUUUAUAGAUAAUAUUUUGUUCCUGCAGAACUAUAUGUUUACAAAUAGAGCUCUCUCUAAUAAUUAUCCUCCUUAUGCUUGAUUUCUUUUUUAAUUUCCUGACGUUAAUCAAUUUCUAUCCUGUCCCCUUCUUUCUCUGAAGAAGUGUAUUCUUUUAUUUAGCACAUCCUUAACUGAUUCUUUUCAUCUGUUACUGUAGAGGCAGCUUUAGCAUUACUUAAUUGUUUUAUUAUUUAAUUGUUGUAAGUGUGUAAAGAAGGCAGGGUACCAUUGUUCACUGUGUACACUCAUUGGCUGCUAAGCUUCCAUAUGUUCUGUGAAUUAGGACAUGAUGCAAAUGAAGCAUUGUGAACACCAUAUUAUAUAACCACAUGAAAUAUAUAGUGUGCCUGUAUUGCCCAAGUAAUUCUGGUUUGCACUUAUGUAUAUUUCCAAAGGGAAAUUAUCCUACAACACCCAAUAGAUGCAUAGUCCAUAGUAUUGGAUGCUAGAUGCCAUAUUAAUGUAUAUGUAGUUUGACAUUGCUUGAAUGGAUGUUGAUCAGCAAAUGGUUGAAUAGCAGAUACAUUCAUUUAUUUCUCUCUCUCUUCUGUGUGUCUGUGUCUGUGUCUGUAUGUACAUCUUUACAUGUUUACACACACACACACACACACACACACACACACACACACACACACACACACACACACACAUAUAUAUAUUGGGAUGCAGGUCUCAUAUUGGGAAAGAAGAUUCUUAGGAGAUGGCUCCCACUACCCAACCCUAAUACUCAGUCUGUACAUAUUAGUAUAUUAUGGUAUACACUUUUCCACAGAAUCUAUUUCACCAGUUUUAUAUUGUUUAUUUACAUACUGCACAUUUUGUUAAUAAUUCAUCUUUACCAGGAAUUGUUAUAAGGUAUUAAAUUCUGUUCCUUAGACAUGAAAAUAAAGUUCGAAUCCAUAUUAAUUUACAGUGGAUGGGCAAGCAGGUACUUCAUAUUUUUCAUUGUGAAUCUAAUAAGUGUUCAGAUGUUUCAAACUGUGAUUGAGUUGAAUGGUAAAACACUUUCCUAUGUUGACAAUGCACAAACAAGAUUUAUUGAGAAGUGAAGUGCUAAAGAGGAAAGUGAGAGGAAGUAGUGGAAGUGGAAGAAAGGAUAACCAACAUGGUAAACAUAGGCAUUAGUCUCACUAAGCAUCUGUCUCAAGAUAAAAAUGCUGUAUCCAAGGAACAAAACAACAACCUUUUCUGCCAUCAGUGUGACACAGGCUGCCAGAAGAAUUGGUCAGCUGGACAUAUUGUCUGAUGUCCAUGCCAACAGACGGCCUGAUUCAACCUCAACAGAACUUUUUCUCCUGCCUACAGUUUCAUUGCUUCCCAAAUCCUCCAACUAUGCCCUAAUGCCAUCCACUUUGCUUCUGUACACCUUUCCUCUUCAAAAUGUUGUCUCACUUUUCAUUAAAUCAUGUUUGUGCAUUGUGGCUUUUUCUACCAUGAAAUAGUUAUAUAAAAGCAUUACCAUAACUGCCUAUUUUUCCAUUUUGUUGUAUAGAAACAAAUUUAUGAUAGCACUUUUCUGCUUACAGUGUACUGAUUAUUAAUAUCAAAUACUGUCUUUAGAGUGCCUAAGCUCAUUUUUGUAAUGUGUAUUUAGCAGCAACCAGUAUUUAAGUCUUUCAAUAACAUGUUUGUAGGAUUUAUAUAAAAGAAAAUGUAUUAUUAGAUGUAGUUAUACCAGUUUAUAUAAGGCAGUUGUCAGUGGUAAUGUUUGAUUACUUUGGUUUAAUUAAGUCACAGAAACAAAAUAUUCAUUUAUAAGACUUGUGGUUGUACUGUUGUACAAAUUGAUCUCUAUCCCAAAACCUUCCAAUGUAAAAUUUCCUAGAACAGGAAGUGGAAAUACUUAUAUUAGUUAAUCUCUUUCUCCUGUGAAUUUUGACAAGUUUUAUUAAACUAUGGAAACUA